Actinia tenebrosa (Australian red waratah sea anemone) is the source of this 869-nucleotide messenger RNA. Its product is annotated as retinal homeobox protein Rx2-like. Gene Ontology annotation, biological process: regulation of transcription by RNA polymerase II. The record is from RefSeq and is a predicted model, not a curated record. Gene Ontology annotation, molecular function: DNA-binding transcription factor activity, RNA polymerase II-specific; RNA polymerase II transcription regulatory region sequence-specific DNA binding. Gene Ontology annotation, cellular component: nucleus. NCBI's taxonomy places the organism in Eukaryota, Metazoa, Cnidaria, Anthozoa, Actiniaria, Actiniidae.
UGCGUCGCUUGGAAUGAUCCGAGCGUGUGUGUGACAAGCUUCAUGUAAACAACUUUAAUUGUGACUUGAAUCUGGGUAUUGUUUAGUAAAAGAAAUCAGUUAUCCCACCCCUUUUGGGAAGGAGUAUAAAUAGGGCUUGAAUUUCUGCAGUACACCACAAAGAUCAUUCAGAUCACUACCUCAAGAGUAAGACAACUGCAACAAGUAUUAAGAUGAAAACCAAAUCCAUGAAGCGAUCUUCAGAAUCCGAUAAUGAAAGUCCGCUGCCUCAAAACCGAAGUCGUCAAAGACGCAAGCGAACUUUUUUCACGAACGAACAGCUCGAUCGCCUGGAAGAAGUUUUCCAGAAGGAAAGAUUUCCUGGAAUUACGACAAGAGAGGAACUGACUGAUGAACUUGGCAUCAAAGAAGACAGAAUUCAGGUUUGGUUCCAGAAUCGUCGUGCUCGUUGGCGUAAGCGAGAGAUCAAGAACAAGCCUGCUCCUUCAACAGCUGACAAACACCAGUCCGACACAGCGUGGCCAGAAAGCAGUUUUCCACCACAUCCACAAACGAUAACUGGCCUCACCUCACUCCUGCCGUUGGCUAACUGGACUUAUGAUGACGAAACUUCCUCGCCAGUGGCUCCAGCCUUUCUGUUUACGAACCCUUUGACCUACAACGCCCUACAGUUUCCAUUACCUUCAGUUUUGACAUCAGCCAACAGUGAAACAAGCUCACCUAGCUCUUCGCCCAACCAUCGCUCACCAAGUGAAAGUAAUAAAACUUGUGAUAUAGUAUCUCUCUCGUAUUUGCGUCGCAGGACUCAUAGUUCAGAUGAAUAUAAUGCAGCAAUUGGAUUAUUAAGUGUGUUUGAACGACAGGACUAA